AUGUCAUUGGAGAUCUACCCCGCGUCCCCCGCGGACGCGCCCGCUCUCACACAAGUCUUCUAUGCCACUUUCCGCAGCGAUCUCGACACAACUAUGUUCCCAAACAAGCCAGACGUGACCGAAUGGUGGGUGAAAUCAUUCAGCACCGAUAUCCAGCGCUCAAUCGCAGGCGAGACUAGCGAAAUAUUUCUCAAGGUGACGGAGGGGUCGGAAAGUGGCCCCAUUGCCGCGUUCGCGAAAUGGAAGCGUCCCGCACCUUUAGAUUGCGAUCGACAGGAACAGAUCGCUUGGCCUCCUAGUAGCGAUAAGGAGCUUUGCGAUCGGUUCUUCUAUGGUAUGGAAUCACGACAUGAGAAGUGGAUGGGGGAGAGGCCUCACUAUUAUCUCGAUAUGCUGGGUGUUCACCCUUCCUACCAGGGCAAGGGACUGGGCUCGAAGCUUCUCAAUUGGGGUCUAAAGCGCGCUGAUGAUGAAGGUGUGGAGGUUUUCCUCUCAGCCUCUCCGGAUGGGAGACCUUUGUAUGCGAAGUAUGGGUUCCGGGAGGUUGAUACCUUUAUACCUUACCCCGACUAUACGCUGGUGGCGAUGAUACGCUCACCCAAUCGGCAAUAG
Molecule: messenger RNA, 612 nt
Organism: Penicillium griseofulvum
Lineage: Eukaryota; Fungi; Ascomycota; Eurotiomycetes; Eurotiales; Aspergillaceae
Product: Acyl-CoA N-acyltransferase
Exons: 2
Coding region: 1-612 (203 amino acids)
Molecular function (GO): acyltransferase activity, transferring groups other than amino-acyl groups
Source: RefSeq, a predicted model, not a curated record